Molecule: messenger RNA, 1373 nt
Organism: Manis pentadactyla (Chinese pangolin)
Lineage: Eukaryota; Metazoa; Chordata; Mammalia; Pholidota; Manidae
Gene: PSPH
Product: phosphoserine phosphatase
Exons: 6
Coding region: 261-938 (225 amino acids)
Biological process (GO): dephosphorylation; L-serine biosynthetic process
Cellular component (GO): cytoplasm
Molecular function (GO): magnesium ion binding; L-phosphoserine phosphatase activity
Source: RefSeq, a predicted model, not a curated record
GCAGAGCGAAGAUCUGCAGUCUCUAGGUUAGAAAAGCACUUGCAAAACCGAUCAGAAGCCGCCGCACUCAUCAGCAGGUCUCCUGCUCCUGUUUGGUAAAGGCUGUGCGGGUCUGCACAAGUCGCCGCCCUCGGAACUCCGCGCCCGAACGUCGCGGCGGACCGCGGCCCUGCAGUCGGAAGGUUGCAGUCGCGGGGGCGCUGGAGGCGGUGACGGCGGCCCAGGAAGGAGUAGCGCCCGGGAGGAAAAUUCUUCCAAGGAUGGUAUCCCAUUCGGAGCUGAGAAAACUUUUCUGUUCUGCUGAUGCUGUAUGCUUUGAUGUUGACAGCACAGUCAUCAGAGAAGAAGGAAUUGAUGAGCUGGCCAAAUUCUGUGGAGUUGAGGAUGCUGUGUCAGAAAUGACACGGCGAGCCAUGGGUGGGGCAGUGCCUUUCAAGGCUGCCCUCACCGAGCGCCUGGCUCUGAUCCAGCCCUCCAGGGAACAGGUGCAAAGGCUCCUAGCAGAGCACCCCCCACACCUAACUCCUGGCAUAAGGGAGCUAGUAAGUAGCCUACAAGAGCGAAACAUUCAGGUUUUCCUAAUAUCUGGUGGUUUUAGGAGCAUUGUAGAGCAUGUUGCUUCAAAGCUGAAUAUCCCAUCAACCAAUGUAUUUGCCAAUAGGCUGAAGUUCUACUUUAAUGGUGAAUAUGCAGGUUUUGAUGAGAUGCAGCCAACAGCUGAAUCUGGUGGGAAAGGAAAAGUUAUUAAACUUUUAAAGGACAAAUUUCAUUUUAAGAAAAUAGUCAUGAUUGGAGAUGGAGCCACAGACAUGGAAGCCUGUCCUCCUGCUGAUGUUUUUGUUGGAUUUGGAGGAAAUGUGAUCAGGCAGCAAGUGAAGGAAAAUGCGGAAUGGUACAUCACUGAUUUUGCAGAGCUUUUGGGAGAACUAGAAGAAUAAUACACCUUUUUAUAUAACUCAUAACAACUUAAGGUUAAUUUUUAAAAAUUGUACAGUUUGAUACUGUUUGCUUGCAAUUGCCUAUUACACCUUAAUGUAUACAUUUGGUACUGAGUAUGUGUACUUCCAAGUAAACAAGAGUCAGGGCUCCUAGAAAAUUUCUAAACUUUUUAAAACUGUAGUUCCAGUAUUAUUAUGACUAUUCUAAGCUUUUUUAAACUGUAGUUCCAGUAUUAUUAUGACUACUAAUUACCUGGAGAGGAGAGUUUUAUAAUCUGAAUUUGUUAUGUAUUUGCCUAACUGUAUUUUAUUUGAAGCCUUUUAAAGGUAGAUCAUAAAUUAAAUACCUUCGCUAUUGGAAAUAUGGAUUAGGCAGCUUCAAGUGAAUAUUGGUUUGCCCUCUGGUAUAUAAAUAAAAGUUUAUGUAUCAGCAGA